This is a messenger RNA of Harpegnathos saltator (Jerdon's jumping ant), 1262 nucleotides long. RefSeq lists its product as uncharacterized. Gene Ontology annotation, molecular function: sequence-specific DNA binding. The record is from RefSeq and is a predicted model, not a curated record. Lineage: Eukaryota; Metazoa; Arthropoda; Insecta; Hymenoptera; Formicidae. The transcript has 4 exons. Bases 333 to 824 code for a protein of 163 amino acids.
UGACGCAUAUAUCUAGACGAGGCAUUCCGUCUACAAAAUGAAGCCGAAGUUGGCAGUUAAUCAGAAUGAAAAAGUUGAUUUGCUUCAUAUUGUACAAGAUAUACCUAGGGUGCAUUCAAGAAGACUAGAGAACAGGGGACCGAACUCCAGUGGUGGGGGUGAGUCAAAAUAUGGUCUCAUUACAUGGGCGCUGUUCGCGGUAUGGUUGCCGGCUAAUUCAUGAACUACGCAUGCUGGACUUCGAAAUUCGGAGGCGGAGCGUCGUCCAAUAUAACCUUAAAGUUCGAAUCUUUACAUUGUUGCGAACCGUUGUUUAAAAAAAAAGUGAAAUCAUGUCUAAAGUGUGUUGCAUUGUGAAUUGUGAGAGUAAAUGUCCCAAUUUGGGUCCGAAUAAAAGGAUGCUAUUCGAAUUUCCGAAGUUUAGUUUUUCUCAGUAUCCUCAUGAAAAUCAAAUCUGGAUUGAUAAGGUUUCUCUGUUUCUGAGUAAGGGAAACGCUACUCGAAAAUAUUUACGUGUUUGCGAUAAACAUUUCAAGGACAGCGAUGUUGAGCGGACUUUCCGAACUGUCUUGAAGGCUGGAAUAAUAAACGAAAUACCACGUGAAAAAUUUAAAUUGAAUCAAGAUAGUAUACCAUGUAUUUUUGAUGUUCGUCAAGAUAAUUUUGGAGGAAAGUUUAUGAGUACAGGAGACAAAAGUUUAUGUGUUUCUACUCCGCUUGAGGGCGCACUACCUACCCAAGAGAACGAAGCAAUAGAAUACACCAUCGAGGCACUGAAAAGAAACUUCGAAGCUCCAGAGCAUUCCAGCGAGACAAUUGAAUAGGGAAUAGGGUUAUUACCUGAUGGCAUAAUUCUUUUUUACUAUGGUGAUUCUGGGAAAUAUACAACGAAAACGGUAAUAGUGAAAAAGGACAUGAGUGUAGAGGUCCGACUUGGGGAUGAAGUUGUCAAGUUAAAUAUAGUGGAUAAAGUUCAUUGUUUUCAAGAUCUUUUGGUUGUCAUGAGAACUCUCAGCAAAAGUUAUAUAUGCAGUGGAUCGAUCAUGACACUCCUUGUAUUUCUGGUUUUGUUAAAUUAACGUCAAACCUGAACAGUUGCGACUCAUGCCGAGUACGACGCAGGCCAAGGUCAUUAAUGUUUUUUUAAAUAGAAACUACGAUUUUUUAUUACAUAUUCUUGUAGCUUAUCUCGAGAGCAUUCCAAACACUCUAACAAAGUUACAUUUCAUCGAGUACUUUCCGAGUUAUGAGGCUUGGAACUU